This is a messenger RNA of Dracunculus medinensis (Guinea worm), 966 nucleotides long. Lineage: Eukaryota; Metazoa; Nematoda; Chromadorea; Rhabditida; Dracunculidae. The record is from the annotation of a GenBank genome assembly.
GUUGUUGUACAACAAGAUGACGUGCAAGUUCUGCGGCGAUUACAUAACGAAACGGGUCUCUAUGAAUACAAAUGUUCCGGCAGUUAUAGGAACAUUAGGGAUGUUUGUGCUCGCGAUUUUAUUGAUGCUCAAAUCGAUCUGGAUUAUCGGAAAUCUUGGGAUCCUAAUGCUAUAACACUGGAGUUAUUAAAUGAAAAUAUUGAAGAAUGCUCGGAAACCGUGCGGUGGAUUGUAAAAUUUCCUUUUCCGUUUUAUCCUCGGGAAUAUAUUUUUCUCAGACAAAGAUGUUAUGAUGCAGAAAAAGUAGUUAUUUCAAGCUCUGCAGUUGGUCCUGAACAGUAUCCAAGUACGGAGAACUGUGUUCGAGUUACCACUUACCAGUCAAUUAUGAUCGUCAAUUUUCAUGGCACCAUUGACGAUAAAGGAUUGGAUUAUAUAUUAACUUAUUAUGAAAAUCCUGAGUGUAAUCUUCCAUCAUAUAUCUACAAUUGGGUUGUCAAUAGUGCCGGUCCCUUUUUUCUUCAACGGGCAUAUAAUGCGGCUAAAGAAUUGGAAAUUCAUCGUAAAAGCUUCCUUAAUGAUAAUGAAUCGGAUGUGGUUGACCUAAAUGAAUUAUCUUCUCGGAGUUUCCUAGCUGAGAGUGAACUAUCUGAGGAAACUGGAAUUUUAUCAAAAGAUAGUCGAAGCGCGUUUCAAAAUAGUUUCGUUGUAUGUCCAGAAAUUCUAGUUUCAGAUCAAAAUGACUCUUCAAAAGCCCACUUAGAUAAUUCUUCUGAUAUUUGUACAUUUUUAAAUAAUACUGGUAAGGAAAUUUUAUCAACCGAUAACGAAUGUUGUCAGAUAGGUUCUUCAGAGAUUUCUUCUUCUCAUAAACCUGAAUUUCAAGCGUCGCAAUUGUUAUACGGUCUAUAUCAACCGUCAGAAUUUGUAAAAUUUUCAGAAUUUGCUGAUGGUUUUUUAUCUUAA